AUGCCGGAAGCUCCGCAGUGCAAGACGCGGAGCUGCUCCGUGGAUGAAAGUGAAGUGCCCCUCCUGAGGCGCGUCUCGCAGCGGCUCUUGGAGUCUCUGGGUCGCCGACGCAACUCCUGUCAUGUCGCCCCUCCUGCUUCGAGGACUUUUUUCUAUGUCCCUGCGCCUCUAUCUUUUGUGUCUGUCCCUCUUUCUUCUGUGUCUGCCCCUCUUUCUUCUGUGUCUGCACCUCUUUCUUCUGUGUCUGCCCCUCUUUCUUCUGUGCCUGCCCCUCUUUCUUCUGUGCCUGCCCCUCUUUCUUCUGUGUCUGCACCUCUCAUUUCUGUCUCUGCGUCUCUCCCUUCUGAAACUAUUUCUGCGCCUUCUUCGACUGCGUUUCUUCCACCUACUUCAUCUGCACCUCUCUCUUCUGCCUCUCCACCUCACCCUUCCGCUUAUGUUUCUCACUCUUCUGUCGUUAUUCUCUCUUCUGCCCCUUUACCUCACUCAUCUGCAUCUGUUCUUCUCUCUUCUGCCUCUAUUCCUUUCACUUCUGCUUCUGGUCCUCGCUCAUUUAUCUCUGCACCUCACCGCCUAUCGUUUGCUCAUCUCAAUUUACUUACUGCGUCUUGUUCGUCUGAUUCUGUACCUUCCUGGUCACAUCCUGAAACUCUUUCUUCUUCUUUACUAACACUCAAUUCUACUCCUCACAAUCGUACACUUGGUCUCCGCCCAGCUUCUUCGUUUAUAUUUCCUUCAUCGUCCGAAUUUUCGUUCCUCACUCAUGCCUCAGAACCUCUCACAUCUCCUACAUUGGUGAGCAAAAUUACCAAAAAGAAACAUCCUUCCAAUUAUUUCAAAAGAAAUUUCCGUGGAUCCAUACAUAAAACGAGAUCUUGUGAGGACGUUUUGUCACGUUGUAGCGCCACAAGUCCAAGUCACGCUGAUCAUCGGACACAGUUGAACGAUUUUGAUGAUUACAGAGACAGGUACAAUAAUGAAGGGUCUCAUUGCUCAAAUUUAACGUUUACUGAGCUCCAGUUAUCGUCAUUCGAAAACUCCGAGGGAAUCUCUGAAGCAUCACAGCCGGUAGAUGAUUCUUCUUUGUCAUCGUCCGCAUCCCUGCUCGUUGAAAUUUCCUCUUGCGAAAAUGAGUUUCUUCCAAAGCGCACUUCAAGAAAAAAUGAGCUUCCGUUACUACGUCGAAGAAAACUUGGCGUUUGUGGAAGUAUGAUCGACACUUCAUCUUCGUGUUCAACUUUGACAGAACCUCGCACAUCUCAAUGGAGGCUGUUGACUAGAGAGGUAACUAGAAAAUUAUCUCCUGACCCCUCGUCAAUGAUUGAUAUCAGCUACAGUAACUCGCCGAACGAAAGCUUUGCUCAUUUCGGAAGUUCAACUCUUCGUGCGGAUGAACCAGCAUCAGACAACUACCGGAGUGGCGACAAUGAUUCAAGUGAACAUUCUAUUCGCUCUCAAAAUCGCGGUCCACAAUAUUUGAGAGUUUUGGAUAUGUUAACUCAAACUCUGUCCUCUCCGCCGUUCGACGAUCACCCUUCGGGCUCCCGGUAUCAUGCCAUUUCUUCUUCCUGCCAGACUGAAAAAACUGAGGUACGUGAGUUCGUCUCUAGGGCUUCUGACUCAUCCCAGACGGUGAGUAAAACACCGUAA
This is a messenger RNA of Hyalella azteca, 1650 nucleotides long. RefSeq names its product flocculation protein FLO11-like. Lineage: Eukaryota; Metazoa; Arthropoda; Malacostraca; Amphipoda; Hyalellidae. The record is from RefSeq and is a predicted model, not a curated record. Bases 1 to 1650 code for a protein of 549 amino acids. The transcript has 2 exons.